This is a messenger RNA of Camellia sinensis, 2852 nucleotides long. The record is from RefSeq and is a predicted model, not a curated record. Lineage: Eukaryota; Viridiplantae; Streptophyta; Magnoliopsida; Ericales; Theaceae.
UGAAUUAUUGUAUUUUAUGUUAUUCACGAAGGGUAGUUUAGUCUUUUAGGUUAUUAGGGUUUUAUUCUAUUUAGUUUAUAUAUUUGUACUCAACUUUUGAUUGAUUACUUAAAAUAUUCAAUAUACAAAAUUCCUCCUCUCUUUUAUCACCUUCUUCACCUUGAGUUUCGACGACUUCUUAGCUACAUUACUCAAAGAGGACGCCCUUUAUUCUUUGGCAAAAAGACUACCAUUUCCUACCUUUACCAACCAAAAUGCAAAGGAACCUCCCCCUUCAGUAUGAAGGAACUAACAUCCAUACGGCUACCUUGUCACAAAAUCCUUCUAUAAAAUCCUUCUCACCUUCACUACCCAUCAGUUGGUUAAGGACUUCACAUAACCAAUCUAACUUCUCAUGCUUUAGUCUGACCUAGUGAUUCAAGCUUCGCCUUCUCUCUCUGAGCAUCAGGAAGUCACCAUCUCCAUCUUUAUCAUCUUCCUCUUCAAGGGCAAUCUUAGACCAUCCCAACUAAAGAGCUAUGUUACACGGACUCUUUGUAUUUUGAGAGGUACCCGUGUCAACACGACAUGACACGACACGUGUACGGGUGGGGAAUACAACUAAAUACAAACGGAUACGGUUGGUUUUCUUUUCUAAUUUUCACAACAACAACAAAGGAGGAGAGAAACAUGACUUGUGACCUCAUCGUCGUCAUCGUUCAUCAUCUCUGUCUUUUGUAUUCAUCUUCGUUGAUGGUUGCUAGGGUUAUAUUAAAGGGUUUGGUGCAUUUGGGCUUAUUUAGGAUACACUUUGGUCUGUUAAUAAAAUGGGCCUUGUAAUAAAAAUUAGGAGGUUAUUGGGCUGAGCUUCUCAUGUUUGGGCCUAAUACUAAUUAAGUUGGGAUUUAACUUAUAUCCAUGGAAAAUCAAUUAUUCAUUUUUAAAAAAUAAUGUUUUAUAUAUUUUUUAACUACAAAUGUGUAGCAUCAUCAUAAAAAUAUGUAAUCAUUCUGAGCCAUAAAUUAUUGUAACUUUAUUAGAAAAAUACAUAAUAUUUUUUAGCACAUCCAUGUUUGGCCGUAGCCGCGUACCUGUGUCUAAUUUUUGGGUACUUUUUAGACAUAUCCGCGUAUUCCUCAUUUAGAGGUUUGCCGAGUCCAACCCCUUGGUACAUAGCUACACCCGACACUCGUACCCGAGUCCAUGUAACGUAGCUAAAGAGUGACUCUCUUUGCUGAAACCUUCGUCCCUUCCCUCAAUUUAGUGCAUUUCUUUUAUCUAAUAAAAAUCAAUAAUUUAGAAAUUGAUUAUGUCUAAUCUUGUAUAAAGAGCAUCAUCUAGCACCUUUAACUGUCCUUGUUAUCUCCGAGUUAGCCCACUUACAUCUAUUAAUAAUUGUCAUUUUUUUGGCCACUUUUUAAAGCAUUUAUUUAUUUUCUUCUACUACGACUUGAAUCUCAUUUUUAUUGUUUUUUGAAAAGGAAAAAUGGUGCAUAUGGUAUGCGCUCAAAAUUUCAGUCACAAGGAUUCAUAACCAAUUUGGUUCAUAACCAAAAACACCACAAAGCCUCGUAACCUAGGCUCUUCUGUUUAUAUCCACAAAGCCUCAUAACCAAGUUCAUAACCAAUCACGCCAAGUUUGACCACCACAAAGCCUCACAAGUAAUUACAUGAUUCAUAGUCAAGACCAAAUGGCUUCAUAACUGCAAGACCAUAUAAUUACCGUUUUUUUAUUACAGAUUCAGUUUUCAACUAUGUUCUCCUUUAUUUGUUUCAACUAUUUACCUUGUUUGGUUACAGGUUUCUAUUUUUGUACUACUUGGGAUUGUCGUUGCAGGAGCUGCCCUAGGGUAUUGGAUGGUGCGGAAAUUUGUUAUUGCAGAAGACGGAAGUGUGGAUGUUGGUGUAGCUCAAUUUGUGAAAUGGGCCAUGCGUGUCAUCGCAGCAACAUUUAUCUUCCUGGUGGCUAUGGCGUUCAUGUUAAUAAAUAGUGUGAUAAUGCUCCACUUGCGUAUCUUUGGACCAAACGGAAAUCUGUGUGCAAUUUGCCUUGCAUUCCCGCAAUUUCUUCCUACUCUCAGAAUUGUAUUAUUUUGAAUUUUUUAUUCUUAUUUUCUGUCAGAGUACUCUUGUCCUUUGGCAAUGGGGGCAUUGGCUUCUUGUUUGUCAAUCUGCUUUCUUAUCACUUCCUUCAAGUGGAAUGGUCCAGAUUCUACCAUUACUUUUGGGAAUUCAAUUUAUUCUGCAAAUGGGAAUCCUUGGCGGGGUAGAGGACGAACAAAUGUAAGACAAAAUCGUGCUGAAUUUCUCAGCAGGUCAGGGAUGGUGGCUUCACGGGGAACACUGUGGAACAGCCCAAGGAGACCUUCUGGUUGGUCUGACUCUCCUGUUAAAGGUAUGAUAUCUCCGACCAGUGGGAGGGUGACAAGAAAUCAACAGGAUUACUAUUCAACAUUCCAUAGGACAGCCAACAGAAAGAAGUUUUCAAAAAAAGAGUGGGAGAAUUUCACCCAGAAAUCAACCUGACAUGCUGUGGCUGAGUUGGCAUCGUCUCCAAAGUUCACUGAUUGGAUUAUUAAGCAUGCUGACAGCAGAUGAUAAUUCAGAUAACACAAUUGGAAGUGGCUCAGAUUCCCCAUAUGAGAAUCUUGUAGAAAGUGGCGAUCGAUUUAGUUUGUGCAAAUGGUAGCAGCAACCUUAGUAGGAAAUUAGUUACUUGUAGCAGUACAAUGAGGUUGAGGCUAGGAAUGGUGCUCAUUUAAUUUUUCUUCUUUGUUUUAGGUUUACUUUUAAUACAUCAUAUUAUGUCAUUAAGCAAUUGUGGCAAAUCUUUUGAAAUCUUCUAAUCAUGUUAUAGUGCGUGCUCUUUCUAA